Molecule: messenger RNA, 1867 nt
Organism: Haemorhous mexicanus (house finch)
Lineage: Eukaryota; Metazoa; Chordata; Aves; Passeriformes; Fringillidae
Gene: SYCE2
Product: synaptonemal complex central element protein 2
Exons: 2
Coding region: 1292-1729 (145 amino acids)
Biological process (GO): synaptonemal complex assembly
Cellular component (GO): central element
Source: RefSeq, a predicted model, not a curated record
GGACCCCCCGAGAGCCGCCCGGGCCCUUCGCGCCUUACCCGCGCUGCCUUUUCGUGCCCCGCGAUUGGCCCGCGCAGGUGCCAAUCAUCCUCUAGGCUCCCUUAGGGCUCCAAUCAGCAUCGCCGGAGUGCGAAUGGCGGGCGCUGAUUGGGCGGCGGCGGUGCCCGCCCAGCAGAGCCCCGUGAGGGCUGUGUGGUGAGGGGCGGCCGAGGGUCCCAGGUACGGCCCCGGACCGGCACCGGCCCGACCUCCGGACCGGGCUCAGUGCCCCGAGCCCACCCCGGACCCCGGCCCGAGCCCGGCUUAGUGCCCCCCGCCCACCCCCGGAGCCCGGCCCCAGCUCGGGGGUCCUUCCCCUGCAGCCCCCCGGGCCCGGGAUGUCGCGGGAGGAGCCUGAGGGUCCCGAACCGGAGGCGGCGGCGGGCGAGAGCCCCUUCCUGGCGGAACUGGUUGGGGACGAGCCCCCCGGCGAGGAGCUGGACAGGUACCGCCUUCACCUUUGGAGUGAAAAUGGAGAAAAAAAAGCGGGGGGAUGCAACAGCCCGCCGGCAGUGCAGGGAGGGGGGACACGCCUGUCUCCACAUUAAUUAGAGGGUAAUUUUCAAUUAACGGGACUGGUAGGGCUGCCACAGGGCACAGCCUGUCCCUGUCCCGGUGGUGUGUGACCCUGACAGGGUGCACAGCCCUGAUGGGGUCCCUGUCCUUGUGUAAGCUAUUCCGGCUUUGGGCACGGAUGUCUCUGACCCUGUCCCCAUGGGGUCUGUGCCCCUCACAGGGGGUCCCUGACCCCGUGUGAUCCCCGGCCCUGAUGGGGUCCCUGUCCCCGUGGGCUCCAUGGGGUCCAUGCCCCUCACACAGUCCCGGUCCCUGUGUGACCCCAGCCCUGAUGGGGGUCCCUGUCCCCAUGGGGUCCCUGUGUGACCCAUGCCCCUCACAGGGGUCCCUGUCCCCGUGUGAUCCCCGGCCCUGAUGGGGUCCCUGUCCCCGUGGGCUCCAUGGGGUCCAUGCCCCUCACACAGUCCCGGUCCCUGUGUGACCCCAGCCCUGAUGGGGGUCCCUGUCCCCAUGGGGUCCCUGUGUGACCCAUGCCCCUCACAGGGGUCCCUGUCCCCGUGUGAUCCCCGGCCCUGAUGGGGUCCCUGUCCCCGUGGGCUCCAUGGGGUCCAUGCCCCUCACACAGUCCCGGUCCCUGUGUGACCCCAGCCCUGAUGGGGGUCCCUGUCCCCAUGGGGUCCCUGUGUGACCCAUGCCCCUCACAGGGGUCCCUGUCCCCGUGUGAUCCCCGGCCCUGAUGGGGUCCCUGUCCCCGUGGGCUCCAUGCGCUGUCCCCCGCCCUCCUGAGGGUCCCUUGUUCCGGCCGAGGCCGUGCGCGGGGCCAGCGCUGGGUCCCCGCUCGUCGCUGUUCUUCGCCUCGCUGGACGCCGCCGUGGAGGGGCUGCAGCAGCGGGCGCAGGACGUGCUCGGCCGCCUCAACAGCGGCCGCGAGGAAGCGCACACGGAGCUGAGCGGCGUCAGGGACAGCCUGCUGCUGAAGGUCUCGGAGCUGGCGGAGCAGCUGGAGGAGCGGCUCUUCCACCGCUACGGCUUCCACAACGGGCUGAUCCAGGAGCGGCUGCAGGCGCUCGGCGAGGUGUUGGAGCGCGUGGAGGAGGUGCAGGCGGAGCUGCGUCGCAUCUGCUGCACCGUGGAGGCGGCUUAUCAGGACCUCUGCCUGCAGCCCGAGGCCUGAGGGCACCCCCAGACCUGUGCGGGACCCCCAAACCCGCCGGGCUGCGCCGGGCCAAAGGGGAUUUUUGCCCCAAAGGGCUUUUCUGUUGCUGUUGCUGUUGGUGGUUGGAACAAAUAAAGGGCUGAAGCCGACCCAAAA